AUGACCUUUACGUGCGGCGACUGCUGGCGCGAGUUUCCGGCCGGAUGGCAGUCUCGCCAACAGCACCUCGAUGCGACCGGCCACGACAUUCCAGACUUCGAGUGCGAGACCUGCGACCGUUACUUCCACAGCCAGGGCGCUGUGGAGCAGCAUAUGAAUGCCCUCAACCACUGGGCCGACUCUGACUCUGAAGACAGCCUUGACUGGGAAUGCGACGAUUGCGACUCGGCAUUCUACGAAGAGGGUGAUCUGCGCCAACACGAGCAUGAGCAACACUUCAAAUGCAAUCUUUGCGAUCGUUACUUUCAGAACCGGAACAACCUGAACCAGCACCUGAACUCCAGUAUCCAUCGCACGUCCACCAUCAUGUGCCCUUUCUGCAAGAAGACUUGUGCCACCGCGACUGGUCUGAUCCAUCACCUCGAGCAUGGCAGCUGCCCGAAUGCCCCCCUCAACCGUGAGAAGCUCUACGAGGCUGUCCGUAGCCGUGACCCCAACGGUGUUCUUUCCAAGAAGCUCCUCGAGUGGAAUGGCACCUUGACCUUCACGGCAACCGAGAAGACCUGGAACCCGAAGCACCGCGCCUACGAGUGCUACCUCUGCCACCGUCAUUUCAACAAACUCGAGUAUCUGAACCAGCACCUCAACUCUCCUGCGCACAAGCAGAAUCUUUAUCAUUGCCCCAACCGGCGUUGCGGCAAAGAGUUCACCACCUUGGCGGCCGUCAUCAACCAUCUCGAGAGCGAAAGUUGCAAUUACAUGCGCUUCAACGCCGUGCAGCAGCAUGUCGAGCAAGUUGUCGAUCCUCGUCGCAUGAUUGCCUUCUGA
Messenger RNA from Colletotrichum karsti, 828 nucleotides. RefSeq lists its product as uncharacterized. The record is from RefSeq and is a predicted model, not a curated record. The transcript has 2 exons. Bases 1 to 828 code for a protein of 275 amino acids. NCBI's taxonomy places the organism in Eukaryota, Fungi, Ascomycota, Sordariomycetes, Glomerellales, Glomerellaceae.